AUGGUCAUACUAAUAUCACCGCCCGACUAUUGAAAACGGGAUACAAACCGGUAAUGAACGGGGAAUUGGGCAGAGUGGGAAUCCGCCUCACACACACCGACUCCGUUGGUUUCUACCGGGGAUUUUACGGAGGAGUAGCCAACACACCGAGGGCUUGAUAUUAACCCAACCGUGACCGACCUAUUAUCUGUCGGUCUGACGUUGUCCUUAUCGCCGGCGUAUUGAGGGACAAAAAAACAGCCAAGGGGCUGUUGACAGGACGCCUGUGUUUGUUUGUGUGUCUGUGUGUGUGUCAUUGUGAGCAAUCAUGUUCCGAAACAGCCUGAAGAUGUUGCUGGGAGGCAAAACCCGCAAGAACAAUGGUGGUGGCAGUGGCCUAGAGUCAGAGGGGUCAGAGGUCAGGAUGAUGGAGGGAUUUACUCGUUCACUUCCCUCUUCUCCCCUUCUCAACCUUCGUCUGGUGAAAAGAACAGUUGAGGAUGAGGAGCUUGGACCCCCGCCCUCAGUUGAUGAGGCGGCCGAUGCUCUGAUGACCAGACUGGGCUUCCUGCUGGGGGAAAAGAUAAUGGGUGGAGAGCCAGGUUCCCCGUACCACACCCAGGAUGAUGGACAGAGGAUCUCUCCUUCCUCCAGUCUGGCCAGUAGCAGCACCUCCCCCUGCUCCACACUGCAGCCUCCUGCUGGAGGGGAGGGCAUCAGCAACAAACACGCAUCCUCCAGCAACGCCACCGUCACCUCCCCCACCUCAACACUGGAGAGCAGAGACAGCGGCAUCAUAGCCACGUUGACCAGCUAUUCUGCUGAGUCAGCAGCAGAGCGGGAUGACGGCUGCAAGUAUCCCGGCGACGGUUACCGUGGCAGCAGCCUCAAUCUCUGGCAGCAGGGGGGGCGGCAGGUGGUGGCUUCCACUUCCUCUUCCAGUAUGAUAGCAGCAGGAAGCGCCAAUGACGGCUUCCUGUACAGGGUGGAGGACAUGAUGGCCUCCUCCACUUACAGCCUCAACAAACUCCACCCAGACCGAGGCCCUGGCUCCGCCCGCUCAUCAGGCUCCACCCACUCCAUCCCUCUCUACCUCAUGCCCCGCCCUAAUUCUGUCGCUGCCACUAGUUCUGCUCACCUUGAAGAUCUAGCCUAUCUGGAUGAGCAGCAGAGGCACAUCCCUUCCAGAACGUCCCUCAGAAUGCCCAGACAGAAUUCUGGGAGUCGUAGUCAACAGGACCACAGAGUUCGUUUCACUCCCUCUCUCAACCUGAAGCGCCUCCACUUUGAAGUUCCCGGUCUCUCGUCUGAUUGGCUGUUUACUGGCAGGGAGUGGCUCUUCCAGGAGGUGGAUGCUUGCCUUCGCAGCGGUGACCCAUCAAACACUCGAGGGGUGGUGAUCAUUGGCAACAUGGGCUUUGGCAAAACAGCGAUCAUUUCCCGUCUGGUGGCGCUUAGUUGCCACGGAAACGGCACGUCGCAAACCACUACCAGCAACCAGACCAUGCCUAAACCCCUCACUCCAGUGGCAGAGGCUGCUUCUUUCUCCCACGACUCCCUGAGAAGAGGAGGAGGGGGAGAUGAAGGAGGGGGAGGAAGUUGUCCAGGGACUCCGGAGAUGAGGAGGAGACAGGAGGAGGCCCUGAGGAGGCUCGCAGGGCAGGUGGUCUCAUAUCAUUUCUGUCAGGCUGAUAACUGUCACACAUGUCUCGUUCCGGAGUUUGUUCACAACAUGGCGGCCAUGCUUAGUGACGCCCCUCAGCUGUCGGCCUAUCGGGAGUUGCUGCACCGAUCACAACAGCUACAGAGCACCCUUAGUCUGCGUUCCUGCAUCCAGGAUCCGAGCUCCGCCCUCCAGAGAGGAAUACUAGAACCGCUGGACGCUCUCUACAGAGAGAGGAAGUUGCACAUAGAGGGGGCGGGACUUAUUAUACUGAUCGAUGGGCUGAACGAGGCAGAGUUCCACCGGCCGGACUACGGUGACACACUGACUUCCUUCCUAUCCCGAAACGUCCAGAAAUUUCCUACCUGGUUGAAGGUCAUUACCACUGUCAGGACCGGCCAGCAGGACAUCACUCGCUCUCUACCUUUCCACUGCAUCUCUCUCGACAAGAUGGAAGAAAACAACAACAUAGACCAGGACCUGCAGGGUUACCUGAUGCAGCGUAUCCACAGUAGUUCAGAGAUCCAGAGCAACGUGUCGCUGAGCAAUGGUCGACUUGAUAACACGGCACUGGCCAAGCUGAUCAGCCACCUCAAGAGCCUCAGCAGGGGCUCAUACCUUUAUCUGAAACUGACCUUGGACCUGAUAGAGGGAGGAUACCUUGUUCUAAAGAGUUCUAGCUUCAAGGUGGUCCCUGUGAGUCUGGCAGAAGUCUAUCUGCUGCAGCUCAACAUGCGGUUUCCCACCCAGUCGUCUUUCCAGAGAGUUCUGCCACUGCUCAACGUCACUGUGGCGUCGCUGCACCCACUGACCGACCAGCAGCUAUUCGAGGUGGUGAACGCGGGCGCUCUGACUGGAGGAACGCUGCACUGGGGAGAGUUUGUUCACCGUCUGGAGCAGCUCUCCUCUUUCCUGCUGCGGCGGAGCGACGGCAGCAGGAUGCUGAACCACGCCUCCUUCAGGGAGUGGCUGAUGUGGAGAGAGGAGGGUCAGGACGACAGGUUCCUCUGCGACCCCAGGAGCGGUCACACUCUGCUGGCCUUCUGGCUCUGCAGACAGGAAGGAAAGUUGAAUCGACAGCAGACACUGGAGCUCGGACAUCACAUCCUAAAGGCUCACAUCUACAAGGGUCUCAGUAAGAAGCUAGGGGUUUCCUCCUCAGUUCUCCAGGGGCUGUGGCUGUCCUACAGCACAGAGGGUCUGAGCCCUGCCCUCUCGUCGCUGCGCAACCUCUACACCCCCAACAUCAAGGUGAGCAGGCUGCUGAUUUUGGGCGGGGCUGAUGUGGAUUCCCGUAGCGAUGUCCUCAACAAUGCCCCCCUGUUGGGGGUCCACGCUCACCUGGGCCACAGUGAUGCUGUGGCACUGCUGCUCGACCUUGGAGCUCAGGUGGAUGCUCAGUCACAGGAUGGUUUGACUGCGCUAGGAUUCGCUGCUGCAGCUGGACAUAUGGACAUUGUCUCCAUGCUGAGUCAGCACACAGCGAAGGUGGGUCAUGUAGACAGCUCAGGACGGUGUGUGUUUGUCCACGCGGCUCAGCGGGGCCACCUCGAGGUGCUGCGCUUCCUGCUAAAGCGUGCAGACUGGAGCUGCUCUUCCUGCUGCGGCCAAAGGGGGGCGAGCAGGUGCCAGGCGGUGCAGCAAGCUCUCAUCGCAGCAGCCAGCAUGGGCCACACAGAGAUCGUGUCGUACCUCCUGGAUCUUCCAGAGGAGGACGAAGAAGAGGAGGAGAGACCUGAGAUCAACACACCUGACAGUCUUUGGGGAGAAACAGCCCUGACAGCAGCAGCAGGAAGUGGCAGGCUGGCUGUGUGCAGGCUGCUGUUGGAUCAGGGCGCUUCUGUUGAGCAAGGCAACAGGCGGGGUGUGGCACCCCUCUUCAGCGCUGUGAGACGUGGCCACUGGCAGGUGGUGGCGCUCCUGUUGAGUCACGGGGUGGAGGUGAACAUGGUCGACCAGCAGGGUCGAACUGCUCUGAUGACGGCAGCCUCAGAGGGACACAUGACCACCGCGCAGCUGCUACUGGAUCACGGAGCCUCUCUUGACCAGACUGACAGAGAAGGCUUAACACCGCUGAGCUGGGCGUGUCUGAAAGGCCAGCUCCCAUUGGUCAGAGAGCUGGUGGACCGAGGUGCAGCCACAACUCACGCUGACCGCAGUGGACGGACUCCUCUGGAUCUGGCUGCUUUCCGCGGCGACCCAGAAGUGGUGCAGCACCUGGUGGACCAUGGUGCGUCGGUGGAGCAUGUGGACUGCAGUGGGAUGCGUCCUUUGGAUCGGGCCGUCGGCUGCAGAAACACCUCAGCAGUCAUCGCUUUGCUCAGAAAGGGAGCCAAGAUAGGACCAGCAACCUGGGCCAUGGCGACCUCUAAACCAGACAUCUUGAUGGUUCUACUCAGUAAACUGAUCCAAGAGGGAGACCGACUGUACAAGCAAGGUAAAGAGAGGGAAGCUGCUCACUCCUAUCAGUCAGCUCUCCAGAAGUUUCCGGGGGACGAGCUGAAGACGUUCCGACAGCUGAGAGUGUGUGUGCUGCUCAACCUGUCUCGCUGUCACCGCAAGAUGAACGAUUUUGGCCUCGCUGAAGAGUUUGCCACCAAGGCGCUAGAGCUGAAAUCUAAAUCCUAUGAAGCCUUUUAUGCCCGAGCCCGCGCCAAACGUGGACGCAGACAGUUCCAUGCAGCUAUGGAGGACCUGAUUGAGGCCAGCCGCCUAUGCCCAUCCAACCGGGAGAUCCAGCGCCUGCUGUCCCGGGUCAAGGAGGAGUGUCGGCAGGUGGCACAACAACAACAAGACUCUCCCCCUGCUUCGUUACAUCCUGUUUAUCAACAAAAUGUGGCCAUGUCCAUCAACGAGGCCAGGUGCAGAGAUUCAGGUUGUCUGCAGGUGCAGGACAGGGAGGGGCUUACUGAAGAAGAGGAGGAGGAGGAAGAGGAGGAGGAGAGUUAUAGGGAAGGAGAUGCUCCUCUUCACUCCUCCUCCUUCAACCCUCAACCUGUGGUUCAAAGUCUUGACAUCCACUGCCGCCCUGGGGUGCCUUCACCCUCCUCCCUCUCCCCGACUCACCUGUAUCGCCACCUCCCCAGCCCAACCCACUCCCCCUCCUCCUCUUCUCCCAGUCACUCUGCGCCUCCUCCUCCAUCCUCCUCCUACCACCAUUACAGUCCUCCGCAGCGACCCAGCCCAGUGUCGGAAAGUAUGCCCACGCUGUCAGGAAGUGGAGCUCUGCACCAACAUCUGCAGUCCAUGUCAGACCAGAACCAGGGAACACAGCAGCACCACCAUCUGUCCAAUCAAAGAUCCUUCCAAGGCCAGUGGCUCCAACCAGCCAAGGUCCAGGUCGUCAGAACCUGUCAGCCCAGUUCCUCGGCCCACUCCAGCAUGAUUUUGGCUAGUUCUGUCUACUCACAGUUUGGCCAACUGCCACAAGAACUGGCUGAGCUUGGGGAAGGCAUUUGUCCGAAUCCCCUAGAUAUCAGGCCUAGUCUGCAGGUCCAGGCUGGUCUGAGCUCUGGAUCUUCAUAUCCACUAGAUGAGGAAGAUGUUGACUUUGUUUGCCAGGCAAGAGCUGGAUCUGCCUAUGGGAGAGAAGGAGCAGGGGAUAGGGCAGGGAUGAAUCGAUUUGGUCAGGCUCGUCAGUUCAGUCGCAACCAAUCCAAAGCAGCCUACUAUCCCAUGGAAGUUACCGAGGCGCCAAUGAGGCCUCCCGAUAGCGCCGAUUAUCAGUACCACCAUCAGGGAGGACUACGACGCCCACACAGUACCCACCCAACCUCUUCCCCUGCUCCUCCCCCCCGGCCUCUUGUCCACUCCCAGAGUAUCAGCGUCCGUUUCUCCAGCAGCAGCAGCAGCCUUGCCGGUGGGCAGCCAGCCAAUCAGGGCCCAGGCUUCAGGACCUCGGCCUCGGCACAGCACAUGGAUUUACCUUCAGAUCUGGCCUCUGUGGGAGGGGUGACUGGUUACCAUGAUGACCUCUACCUGAUCUCCUCUCCCCAGUCAGAAAUGUGCAUGGUAGGAGGCGGGACUUAUCCCGGAGAGGGAGGACGCUCAUCUCGGAACACUCCUUUUAUGGGCGUUAGCGACAGAACCACAAGGGUGCACCAGCAGUUCCAACAACAAGCUCCUUCCAGUUCUGCGUCCUGUCUCAGCCCUUCUCGCUCCUGGGCCGUGUCUUCAGUGGACACGGUUGUCACCUCACCGAGCAAAACCCCCACCAACCAAGGAGGCUUUGGUCCCCCCCAGCCGUCCUCCAUCGCCUACCACAACCGCAGCAACAACAACGCCCACAACGACAACCAGCUGGACUACUAUCCUCAGGGUGAAGUUGCCAGUCAGAAUCCCUCUUACCUGGAUGUGAAGCUGGCUCGAACGCUGCCGGUGAUCCACAGCUGCUCAGACAGACCUAGUGACCGACAGACAGGUCCUACCUCUCCUGUCAAACCAAAAAGACCCUUUGUAGAGUCCAAUGUAUAGAGAAAGGUGUAGAGGUCAAAGACAAGGGAAGAGUGUUAAUAAAGAGUGGUUAAAAAGAAGAGUGCACUCAUAUAUUCCAAUAUUCACCGGGGCUAUGGAAUUAUUAUUCCAGGUUAUGCUUGAAAUGUACGACAUGUAGUUUGUAAGACGUUCAGAGGGGCGAGGCGCAAUAAACGUUGGUACAGGGGGGUAACAUCACGCACCUUCCUCGAAGACAUUCAUGGUGUAUGGUUGCACUUAUGCAGUUAUAAACUCCAAAAGUGAUUGAAAAUGUUGUGUGAAGAAAAAGAGAGCUUGAGAGAGAAGAAGUUUCAAUCCUGCCUACGUUUUCACUUCAGCAGAGCUGGCUAAUGGCUGUGUGAAGCAUCCAUGCUUGUUGGAUUGUCGGUUUUGGAAAGACUGAUACCCAAUGACUCCUUUAUUGUUCAGAAGAGUUCAACAUAUACGUUUGAGUUGGAACAUAAUUCCUGUUACAGGUCAGGUCUGUCAAUAAACCAGCCAUAGACAAAGAAAAGUAGCAAGGACGAAUGGAAUAAGGGAAGGAGGAGAGUCAACAUGAGACAGCUCCUGCCGUUACAAAGCACAAUAAGGAAGAGGAAGAUUUGGGAUAAGCAAAAGGAAUCAGGGAGCACAAAAAAUCCUCCCUUCCCUCCCUGUUCAACUCUGACUUAGAGUACAUUUCAAAACUGAAGUCUCUGAAUGCCCACAAUGCACUGCUCUAGAGUUAUUCUGCCAAGUUCACAUAGGCAACUCUACAUGGUGACAUAAAGUCAGAGGGGAGACACAAAACCACCACGAUCACUUUUGUCUGCUGCCUUUAAUGAAGAUUUUCCUCUCUAGUCUGAAUCGCUUACAUGAUACAGCCGAAGACCUGGAUACAAUCACUGCAGGAUCCAGGCUCUAAGACUUGUGCCAGUCAGAUGCUGGUCAGUGACCCGGUCCCAAGCCAUAGUUUGAGAAACUAGGAUGAUGCUGUUAUUGAAUAAGCACUGGCUUGCUGUAUAUAAAAAGGGAUAUUUAUCUUUUUUAAGUUAUAUCUGUAUUAAGCUGUACAAAUAUUGUUUCUCUUAAAACUGUAUAUUCCUUUUGGAUUUUCCUUUAUAUGUUUGUUUUGAUUUUUUUUUACACAGAACACAGGAGUGGAACCUUUCUUUUCUUUGUUCAGCUUUUGGUUAACAUCUCCUGCUUGUGGAUGAUGGCAUUAAUCUACGAUGAACAUCCUGUAAAGAUGAAGGUUGUUGUUGUUGGGUUUUUUUGCUUCAGGUAGAUUUCUUUUUUUUUCUAUAAAAGCCUUUUGUAUUCUGUAGUCUUAAAGGUUCUAAUUUAUGCAAACCACAAGGAUCCCAACUCUGUGCCCUUUACAUGUGCUUACAUACCCCAUGAGCUUGCUAUUGGCUUCUUGUACUGUUAGUAUAUUAAUAAAAGCCAACUGACCAUUUGCUAAA
This is a messenger RNA of Centropristis striata (black sea bass), 7560 nucleotides long. RefSeq names its product protein TANC2-like. Bases 308 to 6115 code for a protein of 1935 amino acids. Gene Ontology annotation, molecular function: protein binding. The transcript has 29 exons. The record is from RefSeq and is a predicted model, not a curated record. Gene Ontology annotation, biological process: regulation of dendritic spine morphogenesis. Lineage: Eukaryota; Metazoa; Chordata; Actinopteri; Perciformes; Serranidae. Gene Ontology annotation, cellular component: dendritic spine.